This is a messenger RNA of Penaeus vannamei (Pacific white shrimp), 1948 nucleotides long. RefSeq names its product sodium/potassium-transporting ATPase subunit beta. Gene Ontology annotation, molecular function: ATPase activator activity. Gene Ontology annotation, cellular component: sodium:potassium-exchanging ATPase complex. Lineage: Eukaryota; Metazoa; Arthropoda; Malacostraca; Decapoda; Penaeidae. Gene Ontology annotation, biological process: intracellular sodium ion homeostasis; intracellular potassium ion homeostasis; potassium ion import across plasma membrane. The record is from RefSeq and is a predicted model, not a curated record.
GAUGGAUUACUAUAAUACAAGUUUAGUGUUCUCCCCCGUAGCGAAGAUGGCCGUCGGCGUGGUGGUGAUGCUGGUGGUGACUCUGGUCGUCGUCAUCACCACCAUAUUCCUCCUGCUGGAAAAGAAGCCGGGCCUUCGAUUAGAGCCUGACUUAGGCGAGGAUGAGCUGGUAUGGUUUCGUUCUGCAGACGAUUUGGGGAGGGUGACCGCUGCCCUCACGACCUUCCUUAGAGCUUAUGAUGACCAAGUGAACUCGGGAGCCAACAUGAAGGAUUGUGCCCCUUAUGCUCCUCCGCUUGAGGGCGAAACUUGCUUCUUCAAGACCAACCUCCUCGGGAGAACCUGCCAAAGGGAAAACAGCUGGGGCUAUGACAAGGGGAGUCCGUGCGUCCUGAUCACGUUUGACAAGGAGGUAUCUGCUGGCUGGGUACCCGACGUCUACACGGACCUGGACGAGCUGCCUCCGGAGAUGCCCUUGGAGCUGCGUCUUUAUAUCACCAACGUCACCAAGGAUAACCGAGGAUUCAUUCCCGAGAUGGUGUGGGUGUCGUGCACGCCCGAGGACCCCAGCGACCAGGCUCACCUCGGCGCCAUCGAGUACAGCCCCUGGCGAGGGUUCCCCAAGUACUACUUCCCCAUCCGGAAUGAGGCCCCCUACCUGGCCCCCAUCGUCGCGGUCCAGUUCCUCAAGCCAGCGACUCGAAGACCCAUGACUGUGGAAUGCCGCGCUUGGUCGAAGAACAUGGUCUACAGCCGCGCGGAGGGAUACGGGCUGGUGCGCUUCCACCUAACCUUGGACUGAUGCCUGGCAAGAAGGACCGUGAUAUUAUGUGCAAAGGGAAAUGUGCAACCGGCGCUAGUGGACGUUUCUGAUGAUAAUGAUCUUUUUGCAAUAUUUUCGAUUUCUGGGAGGGAGAGAAUCCAAUGGUUGCUGGCCACAUUUUGUUAAGUACUCUAACGUAAGUCAUAUCAUUUCAUAGGUCAUGUAGUGCGAGCAUUAUGUCGACACAGUAGUGUACUUGGUAUUUAAUGGCAGUUAGAGCAUUUCAUCGUCAUUCAAUAUGCUAGGAGCGUUACUUACCUGUAUCAUAGUCACCGUCCAUCUACAUCAUGCUCUCAAAAAGGGAAUCCUCUUUCUAAUGCAUUUAUACGUCAGUCCUAAACACUUUCAUCUCAGGGAUCGGGUAUUUAUUAGGCGGUUUGGAGAUUAGUCUUGUUAUAGGCCAUCUGGCAACAGGAGAACCAGAAUUCUAUAUAAUGUUUGUUAUAUUCUUUCUGCUUGCAAGAUUCCAAAGAACAAUCAUAUGCGACUGUUAUUCAGUGAGAGUGAAAAGUACUUUGAUUGAUAAGUAGAUGAACUACCUGUCUUUCUACUCUGCGAAGUAGCUGUGUUGUCCUGUCUUAUUUCCGGUCUUUCCUGUUAGUAUAACCUCUUGUUAUAUAUAUUCUCAUAGGAUUCCCUCCCCAUCGACGUGACAUCAUCUCAACAUUUAUGUAUAUAUAAAUAGCGUAAACAUUCAUUAUGGUGUGUGUGACGUUCUUCUAAUUAACGUGGAAGGACUGUUGACUGUGAUUGACUUCAAAGUGUGCCUUGGUGUCAGCUUGUUGUAAUAGUGUGAGACUAAGAACUCAGGAACUAAUGAACUGUGUGAGAAAAAAAUGUCCAGCUUUGGUAACUCGUGUAUAUAUGUUAAAUAAGUGAAGUACUGUACACUAAUUUAGGUCAUCAUCGCAUACAACUUUGUUUUAUUGUUUUACUGUAUUUGUCAUAGUUCAUGUAUCAUUAUCAAAAGUGUAUUAUAUAUUACAGGUUGACUUUAGUUUGAUUCAAUAUUUCUUGGUUCAGUUCUGUUAUCACAGCCAGUUUUAUUUACUUUUUACAUGUAUGCUUUCCUUGGUUUAGCUUCAAUGCGUGUACCUCAGUAAGCCAUCAUAUAAAUACACACAC